GGCACAUGCACAUGAGGAUGAACAUCUUCAAGUUUCUACAAGAACAAGAACGCCUUUCGAGAUUCUCUGCAACCGCAUGAAGGCUGCACAGCAUCAGGUUGGUUUGUACUAUUUGUGGCCAGCAGAAAGGAUAUUUCCAACAGGAGCAGGAGCUACGGCCGGUCUUUCAAUCUUAAAUCAGAAGAUUAAAAAUGGCUACGACUCAAAACACUACGUAGUAGACCAACAGCAGGAAGUCCACAUUCCUCGCCAUUUAGCAGGAAUGUUUGAAGAGAAGGCAUUUUUUGAGUUCAUGCAUAAGAUGGAAACCAAGUUCAAAACCCGAUAUCCAGCACCUGCAAAUUUGUAUCGUCAGCUCUGUGGAAAACUGUAUUACAAAAAAGCCUGCCGUCGUCCCGAAUUCCGUGUGCCUGCUACUGUGUAUGUGAAAAAGCCUGAAGUUGAAGACCAUCG
Amoebophrya sp. A25 is the source of this 453-nucleotide messenger RNA. The record is from the annotation of a GenBank genome assembly. NCBI's taxonomy places the organism in Eukaryota, Dinophyceae, Syndiniales, Amoebophryaceae.